Aspergillus mulundensis is the source of this 2064-nucleotide messenger RNA. RefSeq names its product FHA domain protein. The transcript has 4 exons. The record is from RefSeq and is a predicted model, not a curated record. Bases 1 to 2064 code for a protein of 687 amino acids. Gene Ontology annotation, cellular component: cytoplasm. Gene Ontology annotation, molecular function: protein binding. NCBI's taxonomy places the organism in Eukaryota, Fungi, Ascomycota, Eurotiomycetes, Eurotiales, Aspergillaceae.
AUGGCUGAUAGAAAAGCUACUGUGGUUCUCCACUCUUUGUCCCUCGAGGACCCCAUUGUUUCUCGCACCCUCACCUUCGAUACUGCUUCAGAUCGGGUUGAAAUCGGUAGAGCAUCGAAACGCGAAAACAAAAACCUCGCUCCGACUCCUCGUAAUGCACUUUUCGAUUCUCGUGUUAUGUCCCGAACUCACGCGAUCCUUCAUCCUGGAUCUAUGCACGGGACCUGGCUGAACAAGGAAAAAAUUCCUGUCGAUAAGGAUGUCACCUUAUCUGAUGGUGAUGAAUUGACCUUUGGUGUUGAGGUUGUCCGAGCAACAGAUAGCUUUCCGCCUCUCAAAGUUCGUUGUGAAUGUCGGUGGUCGGAAACUCCAAAGGAGACUGUACAGAAAGCUCAACAGCAGCCUUCAACCAAUACUUACUGCGUCCCUGAAGACGACGACGACGACGACGACGACGAUGAUGACGACGACGUCGAGUACCUUGGUGAUCUACCACCUGCUAUUGACCUUACCACUGAUGAAACGUCUGAUUCAAACGGUUCAAGUGCUGAAUCGGAUUCGGAAGACAGUCAAUCUGUGGCUGAAGUUUUAUCCCCACUGACAUCCCCCGCUAAGGAUGCAGAGUCGAAAGACGUUCAGCCUAAUGAUGAUUCGUCAUCGAUCGGACAAGACAUGCCGCAGAAGGAGAAGUCGAUCGAUGAGAAAGUCGCAAAUACCGAGCAGCCUUUAGCGACCCCAAGAACGACACCACCUUCAGUCGGUUAUGAUUCGGAGGACAUUGAUGGUGACAACCAGUACUACGAUGAAUAUUUUGCACAUGGCUCGGAUGAAGAUUCCAACGCUGAGCCUGAGGACUGGGACGUCGACGCUGAGGAAGAAGAGGACGAAGAGGAGGAGCAGAAGGAGCAGAAGGAGCAAGAGGAUCAGGAGAAUCAGAAGCCAGAAGAGCGGCAUCAAGAGGAAGAGCCUUUGCCUGGCCCAAGGCGUGUGUCUUUCCAGCUCGACACCCAGGCCCCGAAAGAAUCGACCAACCAUAUUUCAAACUUCGUCGAGGCGGGAGAUACCUCGAAGCCAACCUGUUCCAUUGGCAAAUGGGAUGGUCCGCGGAUGGUCAACAUUUUUUCCAAUCACCCUAAUCGACCAUCCAGCAUUCAAACUGCCGCAAGCGCCUUGCCAGAGAACAAGGCCCCUAGCACCAUCCCUCAGUCACAAGAGCGAACCGUCCAGGGAACCUCAAGCUAUGUUCCAGUCGAUCCCCUGCAGUCUCUUGCGAACUAUGAGGCGCAGCGUCUGCGUUACCAGCCGAGUAGGCAACUGCCGGGACAAUUCUCCUGCCUUUCCAAUUCCACCCUGCUUCCACCAAUCGUGCAGAAACAGCCGCCUUCCAUCAGAUACUCACUUGAUGCUAUGCCACUCCAGGGCUCUUAUCCGUUGAAUGCAACAUACAACGACGGACCAUUUGCGACUAGUCAGCCAAUGCGCGGCGCAUCAUCACCGUCAGCUAACAGAAGCUCUAAGCCUGAUAUCGUGUCUUUCAUGGAUCCACUCGCACCAAUGAUGCCCCGUCCGUCUUGUGAUACAGCACACAACAUGAUUAGUACUGCUCAGUCGUCACAAUCGAGCAUGUACGGAACGUCUAGUGCGAAGCCCAAUUCCCCUAGAAAGAGGAAGGCGGCAGAGAUCGAAAUAGAUCCAUCAGAAGACGAUCACCUGAUGCCUGACGUCUCUUCCCUACCGGAAACCCAGGAGUCAUCCAACAAGGAUGCUGACCUACCCAAUGCCGAGCUCCCCGACGCGCAACCACAGACCAUUGCCGCUAUUCUCAACGGCGACUCCUUUAUGCUUAAUGGACCUGACUCACAGCUCACAACUGUGAGUAUCCCCGAGAACUCCAAGGAGACCAAACAAAGCGAGCGGCCGUCCAAGAUGAUCAAGAGUUCCCAUCGGGUUAGUAUUAGAAGCCACGCGGCGACGGCUAUUUUUGGGGCAGUUGUGGGGGCAGUAGGAACUAUUGCGGCAUUGGCUUCGCUUCCCCCGGACUACUUUGCCGCUUUGCGUGAUUGA